UAGCGGUGAUUUCGUCUGCUCAUGUUUUGUUAACAACAUUAUGUCUGUUUGUUACUUUUUUGUUUCACCUAUCAUGGGUCUCUGAGUACUUUAUGUCUCGCGUUAUAAAAUUGUUGUCAGUUUAGUUAAUGUCACUAAUUUAGGUGUAUGUCUCCUUUCUGCACUGUUUACAUAUAUUUAGGGCUGCAAUGGAUGCCUCUCUACUCACCGUGAGCCAAUCUGCUUGGGAAAAAGUCCUAAAUCAUGUGGAAAAUGCUGUUGUAUUCAUUGAUUCUAAAGCAGGAGAGUGUCUUCACUGGAGCGUUGGUUUAAAUUCACUGCUAACUAGAGGAUCUUUAGCCGUCAAGGAACUAAACGCUUACAAAUACUCUCAAGAACCAAUAGAAAAUGCCGAAAAAGCUGUCUUCAUAACCGUAGGGCCCUACUCAUCUAUUCAAGUUGAUCUCUGUGAUAUUAUUUGCCAGAGUUUAUUCAAAGCAGUAAUUUUGGUAACUGUACCUCUCAAUGAACCACAUAAUGUAGUUCCAGGAUUAAGAAAUGAUUUACUGCAAUGGAUGAGAGUUAAAUCAGGGAAGAGUAAGGAAAUCCAUGCAGAUGUAUUAUGUUUCCCUUAUUUCUAUGCACCUUUGACAGAAACUAUAGUCAUGCUCCCCCCUUUUUCUGAUCUAUUCCCUCCUCUUGACUUAAAUAAGGUAAAAUCAUUUGGAGGCAAACCAAAAGUUUUAUCUCUGAAAGACCAAGCAUCCACAGAAAAUUUGGCAUUAAGUUUGGAUUCUUUGUUGAACCAAAUUUCUGCAGCGGAUGUUGUCUUUAGCAUAGGAACCCUAAGUGGUGCUGUUGCAAGAGCACUGGAGGAAUUGCCCUCUGUUCACAUCAGGAGGAAGAUUGCAAAGCAUAGAGUGUCAGUUGUUAUAAUUGACCGUACCUUAGACCUCUGCUUUCCCGCCAGUGUAGAUUCAAAAUGCUUUUUAGACAAAUUACUAUGUGCUCUACCUCAUCUCCCUGACCACACCAAUGACAUAGCAAUAAAUAUGUCUCAACUUGCUCAAGUCACUGUGGAUUCUACAAAUGAUGAGGCACUUUUCCCUGGGUGUCUAGCUCAUAAUGAUUCAAUGAGUCAAAAUAUAAGAGAGUGGCUUCUUCAUAAAAAGGAUCGGGAUAUUUUGAUAAACUUGCAUCAGAUUUUAAGAAGUAAGAUCUCUCCCGGAUGUAAAUUUGCAACAAGAGUUAAACCAGAAGCACUGGAAAAAGAUGUGAGACAAUUCAGAGGAAACAUGGAGAAAAUUCAGCAAAAUUGUGGGGUUCUUCAGAUUGCUCUUGCUGCUGUACAAGCCCUUACAGGAGAGCAUGCCGAAGAAUUAGAAUUAGUUUUAAGUACAGAAAGAGUCUUACGUCAAAAUGUUGCCACAACAGAAAACAAGGAAUUAGCUGGUCUUUUGCCACAGAUUACAAAAUUACUUACUGAAAGGCAUAUUAGAGGCUUAAGCUUGGAUGCACUGCUCACACUGCUUGUUCUUCUCUAUUCAUUAAUAGGUACAGAGAUGAUCUUUCCUCUGAAGGAGGAAGUUCAGUUACAAGCUGCAAUCAGCACGGCCUUGUUUGAGGAUCAAGAGUAUCCAGGCCUUGUGCAUGAUAUUCUUUUACCAUUAGAGGCCACUCGCGAAAAGGUAGACACAGUGGCUGGUCAUGUUUUUGCUGUGUUGAAAGCUGUGUCACAUACUCGUCGAGAUCUAACGAAGUAUAGGUCAGUUCUUAAAGAACAAGGCCAAUCUAUGCCAGCUGAAUACACACCACUUCUGCAAAGAAUUAUGAAAGACAUCUUAGAUCCUUCAAAACCGCUCAUACCUGACAUGUCCUGUCAGUCUACAGGUCUAAAAGAUCUCUUAAAAAGUGGAUUCAGCAUGCUACUAAACAAACAACAGGCACCUGUCACACAGCACCCUGGAGAUCAACCCAAUCUUUUAAUUGUUGUCUUAGGCGGAAUAACUGGGGGUGAGAUCCGCUUAAUGGAAGAAUGCUGGUCAGGUUCUACUCAGAGCCAUGCGGGAGGGACAUUGCUUCUUGCAAGCACUCGGCUGCUGAGUCCUAAUGACACAUUACAAGCAGUACUAAGAUCAAGUCCUCAACCUCUCUGAUAUCUCACUGGUCAUAUAGAAUUAAGACAGAAAAAGAAAGAUGUGGAUAACUAUUCCAUUAAAAUUGGUUUUUGUUUUGA
Frankliniella occidentalis (western flower thrips) is the source of this 2215-nucleotide messenger RNA. RefSeq names its product sec1 family domain-containing protein 2. The transcript is spliced from 12 exons. The record is from RefSeq and is a predicted model, not a curated record. Bases 189 to 2135 code for a protein of 648 amino acids. NCBI's taxonomy places the organism in Eukaryota, Metazoa, Arthropoda, Insecta, Thysanoptera, Thripidae. Gene Ontology annotation, biological process: vesicle-mediated transport; intracellular protein transport.